Funneliformis mosseae is the source of this 224-nucleotide messenger RNA. The record is from the annotation of a GenBank genome assembly. Lineage: Eukaryota; Fungi; Glomeromycota; Glomeromycetes; Glomerales; Glomeraceae.
AUCAAACCGUACGUGAAGCCCGUCUUCGCUUCAGACAUUGGAUUAUUCAAUAUGAUCUAGGUGCUCAUGCACUAUCUGACUCGUUUGGUUCGAGCUCCAGGUAUUAUGGAGAAAUCGUGCGUAUACUUCGUAAUGGAGGAUUUAAUCACGCCCAAGAUAGUAUAUACUGCCACAUGCGUGGCUGUACGCUUCAACACGCAAUACAAACAGUGGGCCAAAUCUGA